Molecule: messenger RNA, 4330 nt
Organism: Amoebophrya sp. A25
Lineage: Eukaryota; Dinophyceae; Syndiniales; Amoebophryaceae
Source: the annotation of a GenBank genome assembly
AAAACAGAUAAAGGGAUCCUGCCGUCGUGCUUGGACUGCUGGUGUGUAGACUACAAGUCAUUGUAGAUGUUUUUAGUUAUUUUGCAGAAACAGAAACUGGAUCUCCACUCCAUCUGCUCUCUAUCGAGCAUACCUCGAAACAAUAAAUUGGUAGAAGUCACGUACUUAAGUAUUCUUGUAGUAGAACAAUCAUGAUUCACUUACGCGAUUGUUGUCUGUUUAACUCCGUACUUCUGCUUAGGUACUAUUAGUGAAUUCUGUUCGUUGUUGGCUUACAGACCACUACCAAUUUUACGCUUACUCUGAGGUGGUGGAAGAAGGAGAAGAAGUGCUUUUCCUUAAGUUAAUUAACUGGACGAAGAACUUAUACCCCAAGAUUGGGCACACUAAUACUACUACACUUAGUACUUCUUGGUGUUGGUUGUCACUCAUUGGCGAGGAGCUACUUGCUCUAAACUCAUAAGAAAUGGACACUUCUGGUGGUGGAGCGUCGUCUUCCUUCCUCAAUGUAGGACCUGCUGUGCGCCGGAAGGAAAAUCCGCAUCUUGUGCGCACACGAUCAACGAAUCAGAAUCAGAAGAAUGUUAUGAUCUACUUAACCAUAACCACUAAGUUGUUAAAGAAUAACAUCUUUCUUGUCUAGCGGCCGUAGGUUCUUCAUGUUGACCAGACCAUCUCUAUCUAUCACGGGUUCAUCUUCAUUACCAUGAUGUGGUCUAAUGUUGUGGGUUGUUCUGCAUUACCACGAAGCCCUCUACUUCUACUUGCAACGUGAGAUUGAGAAGUGUUGUAUCUCCUUGUGUCUCAGGAAAAGAAAGAGGCGGGAUGAAACCUCGUCUAAAGCCCCAGGCCUUUCUGGCCGAGCAACAGGCCGCACAAUGCAGGAUCGUGCUCGGUGGCCAUCAAAUUUUGGAUACGACUAUCUUGGCAACACCGAAGGUGCUCAAUUAGAUGACGGUGAUCGGGCUUGCGCGCGUGGUGCUGAAUCAACAGAAGACUCAACAUCCACUUCUCUCUUCAAUGCUGGGGGUCUAUUCGGUCCAGCAUGCCAUAAAAGGCAUAUGGACGCGGAAAUUACGCAUGAGGUAGUUGAUUUAUAGUUUCAUCUAGAAAACGAAAACGUAAACGUAAACGAUGGCCUUCAAAUUCUACUCUGUCUGAUCCUAUGUAGUUACUCGUUGUAGAUACAACGUAACUUCUAUCAUACAAAAUUGGUAUCUACUUCAUGAGCACUCGUCUCAAUACAUCAUAAUACUUGUUCAACACCAAGCGAACGACCGAAAUCCUGAGCCUGACUUACAGGUUCUCUCCGAAGUUUACUACCCCAAAGGUGGCGGUCCGCCACCACCACCGCCAGCAGAUGCUGCUGCUGACACAGGAGACGGCAGCAGGAAAAAAACCAAAAAGAUGCAGAAGAAGGAAGAGCGACAAGCGAAAAGGGAGACGGCUUCCGCGAGACCUAAAAACAGUCAAAUUGACGUCUUCCGUUCAUGGCGAUCCACGCUGAAUUGGGAUAGGACAGUAUAGAUAGGAUAUUUCUUACAGUACUUCUUAUUCCACAUUUUUUACAGUGCAUAGUUCGUUGGGACCAAAAUUAGGUUGCAGAUUAGAUGGAAUCUCUCUCGCCUCUGUCGCGCACAACUUGAAGAAGAACUAUAGCGGGAAGAAAGUGACAAUCACAUCAUCCUCUCAUCCAAUCAUCUCAUCAGCUGUGCGUCUCCGGAUUCGGCUCAAAAUACGCUUUGCUUCACAAUUUCGGAAACGCGGUGGCCGAGCAUGCUUUGAAGGUGGAUGAAAUCGAAGCUGAGUUGGUCUAUAAGCCAGCUAGUGGAGACGGAGCUGGAGGAGGUAGUACACAAACUAAUGAUGAUAGCGCUAGUAGGAAAAUCAAUACACGUGUUGCGAGGCACAUAUCAGUCUCCCGAGAACUCAAUGAAGAGGACAUCGACCACGAGUUUCCUGACGGGGGGAUGCAGAGGUAUGAGGAAAAAUUGUGUGAAGAUAGAAAAACGCCUUAAUGAUAAAUAAUAGCUUUAGUACCAGAUUGUUCAGUUUUUUAGUUACAACUUAAAGAUAGAGUCACUUCUUGCACAGUUCGUAACUACACCAAGACUCAGACUCACAGUAAUCGUCAGUCACAUUGAUCGUUACCCCACCGUGAGCAAACUUCUCCCGUCCCAUAUCUCUAUUCAUCGCUUCUUUGCAUCAACCGACGACGACGAGCUCUUUUACGAAGAAGGGGGUAGUUGUAGCUCAACCUCACCCUUUUCUUCAACCGAGUCCACAGCAUCGCCAAUGCGGGGUCGUGACUUCGAUUACGUGAUCCAUUGUGCAGCAGCGUUGGGUAUGCAGACAGACUUUGCAAAGGUGAUGGAGCAAGCUUGGCUUGAAGCCGCGAAACAGUUCUUAGAUGAUGUUGCGGAAGCUGCUGGAGAAGGAACAGACAACGAUUUUGAGGAGUUUAUGUUACGGCUUGAUGUCAAAAAAGUCAAUGUGGUCGCAAAAGAUAGUUGUAGAGAUAGUUGCACUUUUUCUUGUUUUUCAUUGUCACAGCACGCACAAUGAACGGAAGUAGGGAAAGUCAAUGUCGUAAAAGAUAGUAGAGAUAGUACUUUUUCUUUUUCAUUGCUCAGAGACAACCUGCUGGACAAGGACGAUAUCAGUCUAUCACUUUACAUCUGGGUCACAACCAAAUACUUUAUAUUUUGUCAUUGUCACAGCACGCACAAUGAACGGAAGUAGGGCCACACUUGAAGUGUACCGGGAAAGCAACAUCACUGAAUACCACAAUACAUAUGGUUGAACUUUUCUCUCUAAUUCCGCGCCUCCUCAAGGGCAGAACAACUACCUCAACCGCAACUGGUUCAAUCCGCGACCACACACCUGUGGGUAAAAUAGAUGAGAUCAAGGAGAUGCUUCGAGCUGCAAGAUGGGACGCAGGGUUUGAUCUUCGAAUGCUGAAGAGGGGCUGGAACGCGACAGAGUAUGAAUACACCGAUUGCAGCAGAAAACGUGACUGCUUUGCGUUUCUGUUGGAGGAGUUGAUGGUAUUGGACCGAUUUGGAACAUUUUAGUACGAACAAUAGAAAGAUUGGUGCAUCCCACGUCAUUCGUGAUAUGAAGGAUUGGUGCAGCGCUGAAUAGGAAAGUCAUCUCUUUGAAUUUUCUUGUUUGUUGAAGACGUGUGUUUCCUAGACUACGAUAGAUAAGAUUAAAAAGAAGCAUUCAUCAUCUAGAUCUACAUUCCACUUACAUCAACUAACUUCCUCAGCCGAUCCUAAGCGACACAGUUCCGCCUUCCAAGACAGUAAGGGCGCCUCUCUCGACCCUCUGUCGGUUUUGGCGGAGGUUCGCAGAAUUAGCCGAGAUCAAAGUCCUUUUGGUUGUACAUGGUUACGACAAACUCCAUUCGCCACAAAUGGCGACAGCUUUGACGCAUUUGGUCGGACCGAGUGAACGCGAAAUAAAGCUGGCGAAUAUAGAGAGGAGUACGUCUUCCAGUUCCAGUACGAGUGCAACGACGCCUCCUGGAAUGAUAGUGACAUCCUCUUCCUCAACUUCGGCCUUAUCACGAACAGCUACAUCGUCGUCUUACAACAAGAACAGCAUCGACGAUAUUAAUAUGGAUCAUUUGGCGCCAAGGCCAAGAACUGCAACAAGAGCUUACAAAGAUAGUGAACCUCCUCUAGAUGGUUGCGUUCGCCUGCUCCUAGGUCUCGACGCUGUCGGCGACUCACCGUUUUCAACUAGAGAUGAAGGAGCCCUGAGAAUAGAACACGUCGUGCACCACAGCUACCUCCCUUAUACAAACGAAGUGCCACCCAGUCAAGUCGAGUAUUUCGAAAAUGUACUUCGCAAACACGGUAUGACGGGUAACAAGAAUAGCAAAGGCGCCACUGACAAUUUUUUUGGCAAGUGUCGUUCUGCUAGUCGUGCCUUCACCGCACACCACGUCGCCAUUCUACGUUGUAUUCUAGAAGCCCAUCGCACCCACGAACACGGCAUCUCUUACCAAAAGCUUGAUAAAGAGAUGAUGAGCACUAGGGGUAUCGGAAAAUCGCCCUUAGAGACGAUGAUACGAGAAUUGAAGGAUCAGGAAAUCCUCUACGAGCACAAUCCUAGCGACAUUGGACGACACUUACGUCUAGCUUGCAGUUUAGAAUAUGUGAAGACUAACUUUGAAUCGUUGAAGGAGAUUUUUGAAGUGCCAAAGGGGAAAUAAGGAGAAGUGAUGCGCGUGCGCGUGGACGUCAUCUUUUCUUUAUCUGCGCUGAGCACCAGGACAGCAUAAUUUUGGCACAAUCAAUUAGGUAGGCGUGGUCACUCUCAC